AUGAAACAUCGUAAAAUUGAUCCACAGGAGCAAGAAACAGCUAGUUCAGGUUAUUCAACUCCAGAUGAGAAAAGUGUCUAAAAAUAAGCCAAAAUAAAACACUUGAGAAAGCAUGCGUUUGUCAAUCGGAUUUCAUUCCUUGAUGAUAUGGAUAAGGAUUCAGAAUUGAAUAAAAAUAGAUUGGUAGGGUUUUACAAUAUGCUAUAUGUUGUGGCCUUCUAUUACUUUAUCAUAAAUCCUAUCAUGACAUAUUGGAAGAGUGGCGAAUGGAUCGAGACUUCAUUGUACAAUUAAAUGCGUCGAGAUCUGUUCAUGUGUAUUGUAACAUGGCCUUUGUUCUAUGCUUGGAGUCACAUAGCCUUGUUGAUUCAAUAUUUAGCAAUGAUGAACAUCCCAAAGGUGCUGAUUUUCAUAAUACAACAUGUCAGUCAGAUUUUUAUGUUUGUAUAUGCUCAAUAUUUGGUUCUAACCAGAGAUUGGUACUUACCCCAAGGUGCCUUUGUAACAUUUUAAUCAUGUGUGUUCUUCUUCAAAAUGCAUUCAUACACUAUGACAAAUUACAAAAUGAGAAGAGAAUGGAUUGAUUAAGGUUGUCCCAAAAGCAAUGAUCCUUUCAGUUAUCCAAAUAACAUAAACUUUAAGAAUUUCACCAAGUUUAUCAUGACUCCUGUAUUGGUUUAUGAGCCUUAGUAUCCCUCCUCAGGUAAGAUAAGAUGGUGGUAUGUGAUUGUUAAAUUUAUAAACACGAUUUCGAUGUUAAUUAUGGGAUAUAUGAUUGUUUCCAAUCACAUUUAUCCAAUAAUUUUGAAUGUAAAUGCCUUAACUCUAGUUGAUUCAAUAUUCUAAAUGACUCUACCUUUGAUAUUUUUAUGUUUGACCUUAUUUAACAUGAUCUUCGAGAAUUAUUGCAACUUUUGGGCUGAACUUACGCAUUUUGGAGAUCGUCAAUUUUACACCGAUUGGUGGAAUUCAACAGAUUAUGAAGAGUUUAAUAGGAAUUGGAAUAGACCAGUUUAUGAAUUUCUGUAUCGUCAUGUGUAUUUGGAACUCAUUUUUGAAUUUGGUUUUGGAGUUAAGAAGGCCCAAUUGGCUACUUUUCUGUUCUCUGCAAUUUUGCAUGAGUACACACUGGCUGUAAGUUUGAAAUAGAUUACUCCAAUUAUGAUUAUGUUUAUGAUGAUCCAAAUACCAGUGAUGUUAUGUACUAAGAGGAUUAAGGGAACGAAAUUUGGUAAUCUAUUCUUUUGGUGGGGAAUCAUUCAAGGAUUACCAUUAAUUUUGAAUUUAUAUCUUAGAUUCAAUGAAUUGCCAAAAUUAUUGUUUGAAUGA
Messenger RNA from Paramecium tetraurelia, 1329 nucleotides. RefSeq lists its product as uncharacterized. Gene Ontology annotation, cellular component: endoplasmic reticulum membrane. The transcript is spliced from 2 exons. NCBI's taxonomy places the organism in Eukaryota, Ciliophora, Oligohymenophorea, Peniculida, Parameciidae. The record is from RefSeq and is a predicted model, not a curated record.